CAAUGUUCAAGAUGGCGAGCGACUGAUCUGGAGGAAUCUUCCCACUAAAAUCGAUGAUCUCAAUAUGGCAGAGAGGAAACUUACAGAUGCACAAAAGGCUCGUAUUGAGAGGAAUCGCCAAAGGGCGUUGAUGCUUCGCAAUGCAAGGCUUUCCAAUCGACCUUAUCCAGAAAUGAAAUUGCGAGAUGGCGAUGCAUCCAAGGCUAACAGUAGCAGUGAGGCCCCUGCGACAAUAUCUCGUGUUGUUGAUACAGGGGGUGGGUUUUUAUUAGACCCGGAGGAAGAUGAAAGCCAAGGAGAGAGAAAUAAUCUUGUUAGAGAACCAGCACCCAUUCUCUAUGGAGAUCAGCUGCAUUGCCUUGAAUGCCAAAAAGAAUUCCUGACAUCAUACAUCUACAAAUACUUCGAGGUUUAUGUUUGUGAUAAAUGUAGAGACCCUGAUGAAAAGCAUUCACUAAUAACAAAGACAGAAGCUAAGGAGGUGUGGAUCUGUUUAAUUUUCAACAAAAUUUACAAAAGGAUUUCUAAGUAUUCUAUAAACAGAUAUUUACACAAAAACUCUUACAGGUUUAGGUUUUGAUAUGAGUGGUACUAACAUUCUUUGCUGUAGAUUGUUGAACGCGCUUUUGAGGUGUGGGGAGGAGAGGAUGGUCUUGAAGAAGCUAGACAAGGCAGAGCAGAGAAGAGAGAAGUUCAAAAACAAAGAAAAUUUGACAAGAAAGUUAAAGAGCUUCGUCGUGCAGUAAGAACAAGCACAUGGAAGAAAGAUACUAGUAGACACCAGCAUCAAUUUGAGGAAGAAGAAGAAUAUAAUGAGGAAACUGAUGAAUGGACAAAAACAUGCAAGACAUGUGGUUAUCAAUUGACUUAUGAAAAGAUGUGAGACAAACAAAGAAUAAAACAAUGUAUUUAUUUCCUCACUAUACAUGUAUAUAAAUCUAAUUUAUUACAGCUUUAUUAAGCUGUAAAUGUUUUAAGUAUUGUCGAUUCAUAUACAUUGCAUUCCAAGACUGAGUUUAAGGUCUUGAAAUGAUAGGUUAGCUUGUAGGCAAAUGAAUAGAGUAUGUUGAAUUCGCGGCCCUUAAGGGUGAAGGGAAUUGGGUUUGAUCUAUAAGUUGCAAUCAUAGACUUUAAUCUUAAACAAAUGCAAUGUAUUAUUUGAACAGGACUUGUCAAAAAUGAUAGAAAAAUGUUAGUCCAUUGCAAUACAUAAUAUUUUUUUUAUGUUGCUCAAAGGAAAAAUGUAAUGUGUAAACUUGACCCUACAGAAUUCUGGUUGAUAUUAUAAACUAAAAAAAAAA
This is a messenger RNA of Pocillopora damicornis (cauliflower coral), 1301 nucleotides long. Its product is annotated as DNA repair protein complementing XP-A cells homolog. The record is from RefSeq and is a predicted model, not a curated record. Gene Ontology annotation, biological process: UV-damage excision repair; base-excision repair; nucleotide-excision repair, DNA damage recognition. Gene Ontology annotation, cellular component: nucleotide-excision repair factor 1 complex. Lineage: Eukaryota; Metazoa; Cnidaria; Anthozoa; Scleractinia; Pocilloporidae. Gene Ontology annotation, molecular function: damaged DNA binding.